This is a messenger RNA of Gymnodraco acuticeps, 1328 nucleotides long. Its product is annotated as leptin-like. The transcript is spliced from 2 exons. Bases 1 to 501 code for a protein of 166 amino acids. The record is from RefSeq and is a predicted model, not a curated record. NCBI's taxonomy places the organism in Eukaryota, Metazoa, Chordata, Actinopteri, Perciformes, Bathydraconidae.
AUGGACAACACUUUGGCGCUCCUGUUUCCUCUGCUGUUCAUCUUCAGUGUGGGUACAGCUGCUCCUCUGCCAAUGGACGUAGUAAACAUGAAAUCAACAGUUAAGCGGAUUUCUGAAACGUUGGUGAACAGUCUGAACCAACACUUACAGAUGCAGGACGAAUCAGGUAGGAUGCUCAGUCCACCUGCUGCUGAUCUGAAUGGACCUUCCUCCAUAGUGAUCGUCUUGGAGGGUUUUAAUCGCAAGAUAAGUAGUGAUUCCUACUUUGCGGUGACGCAGACCAAGUCUCAUAUCUCUUCAUUGACGAGUUAUGUCAAGGAGUGGAUGAAGGCGCAAUGCAGUGAGCAGCAGCCCAGAGGUUCAGAGCCAGCGUCGCUGCUACGGCUGAAACAGCGGAGUCGACCGGAGUUCUUGGACACUGUGAGCACCGAGGCUCUCAUGAGAGUAAGGGAGUUCCUCAAUCUGCUACUACAAAACCUGGAUGAUCUUGAAUCUUGCUGAAAGACAGACCUCUGGACAUUUUGUGUGAAAGAUGUGUCCGCAUAUGGCAAUGUUGAACUUUUGCAAUGUGUUUGAAAGGAAAUGUAUUCUUGCACUUAUGUUAUUUAUAUACAAAUUUAUUUAUUUAUAUACUUAAAAUAUGUAUUUUAUAACGUAUUCAUAUUAGGAUAUUUUAUUUUCCACACAACGUUUCCAUGCAAACUGAUCUGUACUCUGCAAAGAGAUAAAUCCUUGUUCUGUGAUAUGACACCACUGUUGUAUCAACAAAGAGCUCUGUGAUCAAAAGGUGGACCUUUGCAUUCAUUCAGUCAUGAAGCUGAUCAGGCUGGCUGCAGCAGAGGAAAUGUCACAAAUCCAGGUUGACACUUAACAAGAAUAACAGAUGUGUUUGUAUGAGAACUACAAGGACAGGAAGGGCAAAGGGCAACUUUCAUUUCAAUGCAAUGUAAUCUGUUAUUCCAGAAUUGUUAUUUACAACUGUCGAGGAUAUUUUAUAUAUUUAUAUAUAUCUAGACUUUUUUUAAAUAAAACUGAAUAAAUAUUUACAGAAAGUAGAUGUGAGGAUAUGUAAGUUUGUUGGUGUUGUGCAAUGAGUUUUGGCGAGAUCAGAAUGAAUGAAAAAAGUAACAUAGGCCAGGUAAAUACACCCACACCGUGGUGUGUGGUUUCUUCCUACUCUUGUAUUCAAGUUUCACGAGUGGGACGAUGAAGAGCUAUCAGCUAAUGAUUAACAGGGACUGUUAUUUUAACAAUAUGGCUUAUAUUCAACUGACUUCAAAUAUGUGAAUGGGACGAAUACGGUUUUCAUAUAAAAAAGUAAAGAUUAU